UAGUAUUUGAGUGGCAGCUGGAGAGCUCAUUUUCUCCUCCUCGACAACCGUGGGCUACCUUGCUACCAUUUAUCUGUGGCCAUUGUCCUCGGUCCCCUGACCUCACUCGUUUGACCUGACUGUAUCUAUCAUUAAUUGAGCAGGGGGAUAGCUGUGCCCAAUGGCCGAAUUGACCGUUCAUUACGUCCCUCGGGAUGUGACCCUCCCUCCCGUCUCAUCCACGCCGGUGUUCACAGACCAACAAUGGACGACUCUACUGGCCUUGGCUGACGCAGUCAUUCCUUCGAUUCGUAGCCCUACGGCGUACAAGUCGGCCUCGACCAAGGUGAUACCGCAUUCGGACCUGAACAGAACUCUCUCAACAUUGACCAGAAGCAUUGCCUCCCCUGACGCGGCUACCAUUGCCAUCCAGUACCUAGAGGAAGACGCAUCGUCGAAUCCUCGGUUCCGCGAGGGGCUGGAGCGCCUGUUCUCGCAAUACGUGCAUGAAGAAGGGAGAAAUGGCUUGGGUUUCAUCCUGAAUGCUCUCAAUACACGAGCUGGUUCACUCGUCUUAACAGGGUCCGUGACCCCCAUUCAGGAUCAGCCUAUCUAUAUCCGUGAAGAGAUCUUCUGUGGAUGGGAGACAUCCCGGCUAAGUCCGCUGCGAGCCGUUUACCGGGCUCUCACGGGGGUCUUCAAGAGGACGUGGGUGACCUUCAGCCCGACUCUGUGCCCGGUCAUUGGUUUCCCGAGAGUGCCGGUCCACGGGAAACCCGCCAAUGGUUUCAAGUACAGUUUUCUACAAUUCCCUUCCUCAGAUGAACCGGAGAUCAUCGAGACCGAUGUAAUCAUUGUCGGUAGUGGCUGUGGCGGCAGUGUGGCUGCGAAGAAUCUCGCCGAAGCAGGCCACAAAGUCCUGGUGGUGGAGAAGGCAUAUCAUUACACGUCAGAUCAUUUCCCCAUGAACUUCAACGAGGGUUUUGUUAGCAUGUUCGAGGGAGGGGGCGCUGUUGCGACCGACGAUGGCUCACUGGCUGUCCUUGCCGGCUCAACCUGGGGUGGCGGUGGCACUGUCAACUGGUCCGCUUCUCUGCAAACGCAGGGCUUUGUGCGCGAGGAAUGGGCCAAGAUUGGCCUGCCGUUCUUCACCUCGGGGGAGUUCCAGAAAUGCAUGGAUCGCGUCUCGGAACGGAUGGGGGUCGAUACCGAACAUAUCAAGCACAACAAGGCCAACCGCUUCUUACUCGAAGGCGCUCGGAGGCUAGGCUACUCCACAAAGACCGUGCCGCAGAACACGGGGCAUGGUGAGCAUUACUGUGGCUAUUGUACGCUCGGCUGCCACUCGACCGGGAAAAAGGGCCCAACAGAGACGUUCUUGGCUGAUGCUGCCACCGCCGGUGCAACUUUUGUCGAAGGCUUUCGUGCAGACAAAAUUCUGUUUACCGACACUAAAGAUGGUCAGGUUGCAUCAGGUGUCGAGGGUAUAUGGAAAUCGAGGGACGCCUACCUAGGGCGAACAGGCGUGACUGCAAUCAGGCGAAAGGUCAUCAUUAAGGCGAAACGAGUUGUCGUUUCUUGCGGCACGCUGCAAAGCCCUCUGCUGCUCCUACGCAGCGGACUGAAAAAUCCUCAUAUUGGCCGAAAUCUCCACCUACAUCCUGUCGCUAUAGCGGGUGUGGUGUUGGAAGAGGAGAUUCGCCCCUGGGAAGGCACUGCGUUGACCACCGUUGUCAACGAGUUCGAAAACCUCGAUGGCCAUGGACAUGGUGUCAAAAUCGAAGCCUUAUCGAUGUUGCCCGCCGCCUUUCUUCCCAUCUUCCCCUGGCGCAAUGGUCUUGAUUACAAGAUGUGGGCUCACAAGCUGCCCCGAACGGCCGGGUUGAUCAUGCUCGCCAGGGAUCGAGGCUCUGGGCGAGUUUACCCCGAUCCUGUCGAUGGACGAUGCCGGAUCGACUAUACGGUUUCCGCCUUUGACCGUAAACACAUUGCCGAUGCCUUGGUCGCCAGCGCGAAGAUGGCCUUUGUAACUGGUGCGAAGGAGUUUCACACAACGUGGCGCGAAAUGCCCCCUUUCAUCCGCCCCGAGAUGUCCGAUGCAGAGGAUCCCGAAGGUGCAAAUAAUGCAGCCCUCCAAGCGUGGAUCGCGGAAUUGCGGCGCAAGAGACCUCUCGAUCCCGAGCGGACCAUGUUUGCCAGUGCGCACCAGAUGGGCACGUGUCGCAUGGGCAAGUCUCCCCGGACGAGCGUGGUGGAUUCCGAUUGUCAGGUCUGGGGAACGCGAGGCUUGUAUGUGGUGGAUGCGUCGGUGUUUCCCAGCGCCAGCGGCGUCAACCCGAUGAUCACCAACAUGGCCAUUGCCGACUGGGCCAGUCGGAAUCUUGCCCGAUCACUGCGGAAGGACAGCGACAAAGCCGUCCUGGCCCGUUUGUAAUGAGUGAUGAGGAAGUUGCUUGGCUCCUAUCGUUUGUGCAUUCAUACUUGGUACAUUAAUACUUGGAACCGCUGGUUGUGGCUGGAUCCAUGAUGGUUCAUAUCACUAGCCGCGAGCGAUACUCUAUUCU
This is a messenger RNA of Aspergillus sclerotioniger CBS 115572, 2543 nucleotides long. RefSeq names its product long-chain fatty alcohol dehydrogenase. The record is from RefSeq and is a predicted model, not a curated record. Bases 161 to 2413 code for a protein of 750 amino acids. NCBI's taxonomy places the organism in Eukaryota, Fungi, Ascomycota, Eurotiomycetes, Eurotiales, Aspergillaceae. The transcript is spliced from 3 exons. Gene Ontology annotation, molecular function: flavin adenine dinucleotide binding; long-chain-alcohol oxidase activity.